GAUCACUUCGGGCCCCAGGCCACUUUCAUCAACGUCAACACCACCGACCCCGCAGACCCGCCUGGCAUGGACUGGCACGUGGAGCGCGUGGAUGACAUCAUCCCGACAAACUUGUAUGACGCAUUCGUGGCGACACGGCGCCAGCGGCUGGCGGGCGGGGGCGCUGCACCUGGGGGUGGAGGAGGGGGCCGCCCAGGCUGCGCUGGGGGCAGCGGCGCGGGCGGUGGCUACGGGGGCUGCGGGGCACUGCCUGAAAGGGGGUUUUAUGGCAGCUGA
Monoraphidium neglectum is the source of this 276-nucleotide messenger RNA. RefSeq lists its product as hypothetical. The record is from RefSeq and is a predicted model, not a curated record. The annotation marks the transcript as partial. The transcript has a single exon. NCBI's taxonomy places the organism in Eukaryota, Viridiplantae, Chlorophyta, Chlorophyceae, Sphaeropleales, Selenastraceae.